UUGAUAUCAUAUAAUUUCGCGAACAAGGAAAUGACAGACAGAAAACAACAAUGGUUCUUUUUCAUUACAAAGUAGCCUUUGUUUGCUUAUGUUUUUUCCUACAAUUAGAGAAAUCAUUUUGUAAUAUAGAAGAUUUGUCAAAUACGUUUCUCCAAUGGAAAAUUGAGUUGGGGAAUAUCAAAAUAAAUGCUCCAGCGAAGAGGAAAAAUAGCAACUCAUCUGACUUGCUACCAGAUUGUAAAGCAUUUGUCUACGAAUUUAGUAAACGUGCCUCUCACUUUAUUGAGUGUUCCAUUGACAAUGCAAGACCAUUUCGUUUUUGUUGCGGUUGUGCUGAACAUUACAUGAAAGCAAAAACUGUGUACAAUGACAUUGUGAAGAAUGAUGGAACUUUGGACAACUGUAAGAAGCUACUGCUGGUAUCAGACAGAGUGCAAGUGAUAAAUAGUGUCAUGUCAUCCAUUGACAAGAUAUGGACGGAUGCCGAUUGUAAACAAUGUUUUUCUUCGUUGAGUGAAGAUGCAAAUGCUACAGUGCAUUACACCCUUAAGAAGGAGGUGGAAGAUUUCUUUGACCUAUACAACAACUUUACUGCCUGUGUUAAUCUCACUGAAAAUGUGCUUUCAGUAAAUAAGUUGAAAUGUUCAGAAUGUCACCAGAAUUAUACAGACAUGAACACAAGAUUCAACAACAUGCUUUUUGCUGACAACAAGAACCAGCAUGUUUGUAUGGAUAUUGUUGAUAUGAUGAACUAUACAAGAUUGACUUGGGGAGAGAUUUUGAAUUGUACGGUCAAUCAUCGGCAGUAUGUCCCAGCUGUAGUGACCAUUGCAUGCCUCAUGAUGUUGCCCGUCGCUUUUUACAUCACUGCUGCUUUACAUGGGACCAAGCGGGAGAGAAAUUUUAUGAUACCAAAGAGAUUAUUCCUCGGUAGUCAAAGUAACAACUACGGGAGUUUAGACAGUCCUCGUUAUGAUACCAUUACGGAAGGAAGGCCUUCAGCAAGACCCGAUGUAUCAAGGCCGUCUUCAUCUUCAAGUUCUGUAGACAGUGGGCAUCAAAACAAAUAAUGCAUGUUAUAUUAAAGGCGUACACUAUAGAUUGAUGCAUUUUUUUUUCAAAAAUGUUUAAUGCUUUAUUGUGUUGAACUCGUUUGGCUUUAAUGAUUAAAACGAAGAAAGGAAAGGGUUUCCAUCACUCCUUUCCUUGAAUAUAAUUAUAACGUUGUAUGUAUAGUACUAUGCGUUUUUUUACGUGUUUUAAUUGGGGAUUUUGUAGCCACGUAUCUAUUCAUGAUUAACAAAAACACAUUUUUAAAGGCUAACAUUUGUUUAUCUGUUCCUAAAUUAUAUGCUUUUUUGUUUUUAUCAUUUUAGUCAAAGGAGGUACAGGGUAAACAUGAUAAUGCAUUAAAAUUGAAACAAUUUUGUUUUGCAUCAACCUUAGUACAUGUUUAUUGUGCGCCUUUAAUUAUUACUGAUCAAUAUGAAUUACAUUUACAUGUGGACAGUCCAUUUGUGUUAGUUAAGUGCAAUAUUUAUUGUGACAAACUCUUUUGUAUUAUAAUAUUAUUAGAAUUGUGUUUUGAUUGUAAAAUGUAUAUUCGUAACAUUCCUUGCAUUACCUUUCGUUGUGAGCAGGGCAGAUUCAUGUGUAUACGCUGGUACGUUUUGCAUUUUGAUCUGCUGAGAAAACUGAUGCGUGUUUGCACAUGACUGUUAUGGUCUUGAACGUAAUUAAAUUACCCCAGUAUUACCCAUUUUUGAACCAUCAAAAAGUGAAAUAAGGUUAUUUUGUGCUGUCAGCUCAAGAAUUAUAGAACAUUGACAAGGGUUGGCUUGGUUACGGAACACAACAUAUAUGUAUUUUACAAAUACUUGUUAAAGCAUGUCAAAAUUACCGGUGUCAGGUUAGCGCAGUGGUAAGCACACUCACUUCUCACAAAGGCGACCCAGGUUUGAUUACCAGCCUGGGUGCAUGUGAGUGUGGUUGGUGGUCACCAAGCGGGUUAGGUCGGUUUUCUCGGGUACUCUGCUUUCCCACACAAUAAAUGACUAAACUCUCCACAAGUUAUCAUAAUUUUCUUCACAAUCGUUGUUAAAAUUUACAAUGUUUAAACUUAAAUUACCGGUUUUGUUAUUUGUAUUUUGUUUACUUUUCUUUUCUUUUGUAAAGUAAUCAACAUACUAAUGAAUGUCUUAAUUUUGCAAUGUCUGUCAUGCUGUGGAAGGUUGAACUUGUUCUAGAUCAGAUUAAGGAACUAAUUUAGUUAUACAUGUAUUGUGAAUAAUUAGUGCUUUGAAUGCUUAAAAUGAUGCUGUGAAGAAUUAUGUGCUUUAAAAAGAGCGAAGAGUUUAUGUCAAGGUUUCACAAUGUUUUUGCAUGAAGAGUUAAAUGGCUACAGUAAUGGUCUCUAUAAUAAUCCUGUGUCAUUUUAUUAUUACCACUAUGAUGUUAUAGUACAUUACAACAAACCUUACUUUUGACCAAAAUAUAGGAGCGAGUAUGCAUUGUUUUAUUUAUAGAUAAAUAAAGCUCAGGUGGGCUGUUCAGUCACCUUUGCUUUGCAGUUUUGCAUUUUACAAACCUCUUACACGAGUUAGUUAAAACUUAAAUCAAUGUUGUCUCGGAUAUCUUGCAGCCAAGUAAUGUAACUCUUUGUUGAUCUUUUAUCAAAGCUAUGCAAUAAAACAAUGAAAACUAUUGGGACAAGCCCAGUAUGAAGCAUUCAAGUAUAAACCCUGUAUAGACAAGGCAAUGGAACAGACGAUACCGAAAGUCACUUUUACCC
Mya arenaria is the source of this 2791-nucleotide messenger RNA. Its product is annotated as osteopetrosis-associated transmembrane protein 1-like. The transcript is spliced from 6 exons. The record is from RefSeq and is a predicted model, not a curated record. Lineage: Eukaryota; Metazoa; Mollusca; Bivalvia; Myida; Myidae. The coding region runs from base 51 to 1070 and encodes 339 amino acids. Gene Ontology annotation, cellular component: cytosol.